Messenger RNA from Dinoponera quadriceps, 1896 nucleotides. Its product is annotated as tripartite motif-containing protein 2-like. NCBI's taxonomy places the organism in Eukaryota, Metazoa, Arthropoda, Insecta, Hymenoptera, Formicidae. The record is from RefSeq and is a predicted model, not a curated record. The coding region runs from base 1 to 1896 and encodes 631 amino acids. Gene Ontology annotation, biological process: protein polyubiquitination; negative regulation of translation; proteasome-mediated ubiquitin-dependent protein catabolic process. The transcript is spliced from 10 exons. Gene Ontology annotation, molecular function: protein binding; ubiquitin protein ligase activity; translation repressor activity.
AUGAAACAACAACAACAACCGGCGAUCUCGUCGACGCAAGAGACUCGAGGAACAGCGAGAAAAACUUCCGCUGUUCCUGGGAGAACGGCGGAUCCGCAAAUCCCUUCGUCAAGGAGGCAGAUCAUGCGUCAACACAAACAAGCCUCAAACGGAGCAAAUGAGGAUGUAUUGCAGUGCCCAAUAUGCAAGGAGAGGCUUAAGUCGCCCAAAAUAACGCCGUGUCAGCAUACUUUCUGCCUGCAAUGUCUGAAGAAUCAGGUCGCCACGUCGAAUAAGAGAGAUGGCAAUUUUACCUGUCCCGUCUGCGAUACGAGCUUCGACGGUCGCGCGCCUGGGAAUUUUCCCAACAAUCUCUACAUCGAAUCUCUCUUGGACAUGAUGGCGAGCAGCAUCAAACGACAAGGACGACCGCCGAAGAGCACGGUGAGCUUCGCGCCUUUACCGCCAAAAAUAUGGAACGGGGAGUUUUCGCCGACGUUCAAGUGCCGCAGAUGCAGCGAAAUCUGCGUGAGAAAAUGCAAACAUUGUAAACACGGAUACUGCUACGCUUGCUGGAAGAGACAUGUCAACGAUGACUUGAAAGAGGAGCUGGGCAAUAUAAGCGGUGAUCUCGAGGCGUCGACAGCGAGAUUCGAAGAGAGGAUCGUCCACUUUCGGAACAAAACGAACGAGAUGAGAGAUUUCAUCAGCAGGGACAUCGAGGGCAAGAUAGCUGAACUGAACGUAAGGAAAGGGAACCGAAUCAAGAAGGUGGAACACAUGGUUGCCACGGGUGAAGCGUCGGUGGGCGACAUCAAACAGAGGAUGGCGAAAGCUCAGACGGAGAUAAGGGAGGGAAAGGACAUCUUGUACGAUUUGCUGCCGAGCAACGAGAGAAAGGUGAAAGUAUUUCUGGACCUGCAGCAAAAAGCCGCCGAAAUAAUGGCAGCGAUCGCCAUCUGGGAGUCGGAAUUGCACGAUAUAGAAAUAAGUCUGGCGGAGAUCAACAAACGCGGAAGAUCAGUUAUCAAAGAGAACGUCGAGCCUCUUUACAAGCGGAAGGCUUUCACGCCCAAAAUAAUCGUGAACCAUGACAUGGUGCAACGGCCGUCGGCGCUCGCCGUUGAUUCCUGGAGGGAUCACAUUAUCACAACCUGUCCGGGAUCGGGACAGGUUGUCAUUCUCGACAGGAAGUUCAAACUUAUGCGGAGGAUUCGCCACCGAGAGAUGAUAGCGCCUCAAGGAGUCGCCUUCCUCCAGAAGAGCGACGAGAUAUACGUGACAGACAAAUGGAAGCACUGCAUCUUCGUGUUCAAUCACAAGGGCAAGCUCGCUCGUCGCAUGUGCAGCAGAGGCUUAGGGUAUUCGCAGUUGCGCUCGCCGGAGGGAAUCACCUUCCACCCGGAGCGUGACGUGCUCUACGUCGCCGAUACCGGAAAUGACCGCAUCCAGAUCCUCGAAAGGGACGGUUCGUACUUGGGCAGCAUCGGGCCCAUCGGUAAGCGCGCGAAAAACAUCGUCAGAUUCACCGACGAUCUUCCGCCGAGCCACCUGAAUCUGCCGACGGACGUGGCCGUCACGUCAACGCGCAUCGUCGUCGCCGAUUCCGGCAGUCACAAAGUUAAGAUAUUCGAUCACAACGGGCGGAUCCUUCAGACGAUCGGCGGCGUCGGCACGUCGAAAGGUUUAUUCAAAUCGCCGGAGGUGCUGAGGAUCGACAAGAAGGGAAACAUCAUCGUCGGCGACGCCGGAAAUGGCCGGGUGCAGAUCUUCUCGCCGGAAGGUGAGUUUCUGCGAGUGUUGGGUUCCAAAGGGAUCAAAGGACGUCAAUUCGGGUGGGUGUCGGGCGUGUUGGUGACAAAUAAUUACAAUAUCUUUGUCGCCGACAGCAAGAAUAACGUUAUAUAUUUAUUUUAA